Molecule: messenger RNA, 1151 nt
Organism: Hibiscus syriacus
Lineage: Eukaryota; Viridiplantae; Streptophyta; Magnoliopsida; Malvales; Malvaceae
Exons: 3
Coding region: 285-1151 (288 amino acids)
Biological process (GO): cellular response to unfolded protein; protein refolding
Cellular component (GO): cytoplasm; chloroplast
Molecular function (GO): misfolded protein binding; ATP binding; ATP hydrolysis activity
Source: RefSeq, a predicted model, not a curated record
UUUAAUGCUCUGCCAUUUAUUUCUGUUGGUGUUUUCAUUUCAUAUACAUAAAAAAUGGCUUCCUCCACUACUCAAAUCAACGCCCUUGGCACUAUUGGCUUCCCUUCAUCGAGAAAACCCAACCAACAAUCACCCAAAACGGUUUUCUUCGGUCACAGACUGGGAAAACCCUCACCUUUGAACGUUGCCUUCUUACGGCGGCGUACUAAUACCAACAACCGUAAGCGGUUCGGGUGAACCCUAAGAACACAUUUUUCUCUGUUAAGAGAUUUAUAGGAAGGAAAAUGUCGGAAGUGGAUGAGGAAUCCAAGCAGAUUUCUUACAAGGUUAGUCGAGAUGAGAAUGGGAAUGUUAAGCUCGAUUGUCCGGCCGUUGGUAAACGAUUCGCCGCCGAGGAAAUUUCAGCUCAGGUUUUGAGGAAGCUGGUUGAUGAUGCCUCAAAGUUUUUGAAUGAGAAAGUGGCAAAAGCGGUUGUUACUGUCCCUGCUUAUUUCAACGAUUCCCAGAGGACAACAACAAAGGAUGCUGGUCGAAUUGCUGGGUUAGAAGUUCUCAGGAUUAUCAACGAGCCUACUGCUGCCUCUCUGGCAUAUGGGUUUGAGAAGAAGAACAAUGAAACCAUCCUCGUGUUUGAUCUUGGAGGUGGUACUUUUGAUGUUUCAGGUUUGUGGCUGGUUGAGAAGCUAAUUAUCUGCAAGUAUCAUUUUGUUUUAUGUUACAAUGUGCGACUUUAUUUAUCUUUUAUUGCUAAAAAUUCCAAUCAUAUUGGUUGUGAAGUAAUGCAUGUCGAUAACACUGCAGUGAAAUGCUUAGCUCCAUACAUGACCAAGUUCAUGAAACUGGUAACAUUUGCUCUCAAAAUCGGAGCGAAUUUAGUAGCCGGUAUGGGAAACCUUAUACCGGAUUUGAGUAGGGAAGUUGCCCAUCUCGCCGACUCUUCACUCAUGUAUGGAGCAGCAGGAGCAGUCGCUGCUGGAGCCGCUGGAACUGCAGCAAUGGGACAAGUAAACUGUAACCGAAACAAGACUGGGGACAUCACAUAUAAAUUCGGGUUAUGGGGAGUCAGAUACAGGGAUGACGGGCAUAUUGCAUGGAUCUGCAGAAGGCACAUGACCAUCAGAGCAAAUGAAAUUAUUGAAGUACCUAUUUAG